UUAUAUCAUUUCCCGACUCACAUCGUUCUGAACAUAAUGUGGCCAGCCUUGCGAGAAAAAUUUGCAUUCCAUAAAUUUCUACAAGAAUAGGGUUUUCUAUUAAACCGACAAGGUAAUCCGGUCAUUAAGUGCAAAGCUCAACACCUUUAAUGUUGAGAGAUGAAAUAGUUGACGAUUUCUGUCAAUACCCAUAAGCUCCUUGCCACACCCACACAACAAAAUUCUUUCUAAUAGCCCAUUUAUUUAUGGUACACAGGUGACUUGAACUAUAUAACAUAUGUGGAGCGUUCACUUGUAAAUAGUCGGGGAGAUUUACGAUGGCGCAACUAAGAUCCAGGAUAUCACAUUACUUUCAUGACAAAACUAGAGAACAGAGUACAAAGUCGAUCACAAAUACAAGGCUUAAUCGGUUUAAAUACAAUGUCUGUUAGAUUAGUUACCCGUAUUUGAAGAUUACAAAACUACAUAAGUAAUGUCUGGUUUUGAUUUGAUUGCUGUUUAAUACAUACUCAAUAAUUCUUCACAUAUAUAUGCACCGGAUGCCUGUUUUAUGGAUAGAGGCAACCUGGUUCCAACACUCCAUUGUAAUCAGCAUUUUACAUGCAGCCGGUAGAGAUACAAGGACAUAAGCGCUCAAUUCGUUGAGGAAAAAAAGUCGAAGUAUUAGCUAAAACUACAACUGUGCACUGUGACAUGCAGUCAUUUAUGCUUGUACUGUAUGUAAUUUUUUAAAUAAAAAUACAAAUACCAUAGGCCAAUCACAAACUCUGUAACUUCAAAAACAAAGAUAUAUUAUAUUCGUACCAUAUAGCUAUCAUUCUAAGCAUGUAUCACGAUCAGAAAGCGUUUAUUUAAGUAAACCAUCGCCCUUUGCCAAAUACCUAACAAACGUCCUUACUUAAUUCAGGCCCUACCAAACCAGCAAAAGCUGGAUAUGAUCCUGGGACCUCAUGGUCGGGUCACGAACCGAUCGGCCCAGACAAGAACAACUCUACAUCCGUGGCCCAUAAUGCUCUCCAUCUCGUUAAACGGUCUUGUAUGACAUAUAUACAUGGGUGCAUCAGACGUGGUAUUGAUCCACUGUUUCUUUAGCCAAUUACACAUAGUAAAAAGCAACAUUUCACAUCGCCAUGUGACGUAGUCACAGAGACACAGAGGAAGCACUCUGAUUGGUUCAGUCAGCAAAGAUAACAGAAGACGGUACCCGAUUAUUCAUGUCCCUAGAGAUUUAAGUCCGUUCAAGAACGACUGGAGAAGCGUGACUUUAAACAGUUACGCAUGCAUAUCACACAUUUAUACACCGGCCAUUUCAUCGCCAAAACUCUAUAUGUAAUUGUGCAUCGCCGAAUCAACAUGCAUGCAUUCAGUGAAAGGGAAAUGCUGUUUAGAGCCGGUAGUGAACGAAUUAAAGCUCUUGUCACAUGCACCGUAUGGUGUAAUUUACUUUUAUUUACUUAUUUGUUUCGAUUUACGCCUUACUCAAUAAUAUUCUAUUUACUUUACUAUAAUACAGAUACUCCCUCAAUGAAACGCUUCGUGUGUAGCACAAUUUAUGUCUUAGAAACUUUAAGGGGCACUAUAUACAUUUAUACACAUAACAACAAAACCUCAAUGGAGCGUCGGGAGAGGUAGAUCCAGGGUCAAUCCUGGAUCGAGUCACACCUAACACCUUAAAAGAGGAAGUUGUAACUUCCUCGCUUGGCGUUCAGCAUGAAGAGGAUAGUGCAACGACUGUUGACCCGUAUCAGUAUAAUGGCUCUUGCGGCUUACUUGCCUUCGGUAAAGCCUCUCGCUUUAGCAGCACUAGACAACAGAGCGGUGGAAAUCCGUCCUGCAAAAUGGAGGCACAUUACAUGCACUCUAAGGAUAGCUUCGUCGUCAUAUGACUGAAAAAUUGUUAAGUACGACAUUAAACCCCACAAGCACUCACUCACUCACCCAAAGGAGCGCAAGGUCAUGGAUACAGGGUUGUUCAAAUCUAAAGGCCUAUAUAAAUUUAAGAGUUAAAUCUUGGUACACGUAUCUGUCACACCAUAUAACAGAAAUUAUUGCAACCUUAGUCACUAUUAAGGUUAAUUUUUAAAUCUUGAUGCAUUUUAGAAACGUAUCCCUGCAUAUAAAUAUUCUACUUAUAUCGAAACCUUGAGCUGAGGUUGGUUAAACCCAUACUUUAGGACGAAGGUGUUUUAGACAGGUUUCAUUGAAAUUUGCAAAGAUAUUUCCAGCAACUAUUCUGAUGAAUUGUGCAUUGGGGUCUAUAUUACGGUACAAACAGAUAAUAAAUUACACAAAACACACACUUGGCCAUUGUAUGGUAGUGGAAAAUCCAUCAAUUGGACGACAAAGGUCUCAUGGUAAUAUCCCUUUAUUAACUGUCGAAGUAUACAUUCGAGUUUCGCCAUUAACAGCUGUAUACUAUCUCCACAUUAUUUCACACCGCAUUGAUCUUUCUCACUGGGCCAUGUCCCUAAGCCACGAACGUUGGCUAACAUUGCGAGACUACUUUGUGCUCCGUAGCUAUCGAUGCCAACUCUUUAAUUCUCACCGAACAUAAAAUUCGAUUUUCGCUCGUAAUCCAGUCAUUGAGAAAAAAAGGAGUCAUUAGGUGGUCACAUAAAAUCGUUUGGGGCGUGACGUUAGUCUAUAACACCUAAAGAAAGUCUCCAGCGUUGGGUACCCUUGUUAAUUGUAUACGACACACCGUAACCCACGGCUCGACAGCCGCCUAAUUUUCGCGCUUGAAUACAGACACAUUUUAGGGCUUGUGUGCUGUUUUACGUCUCUGUUACGGCGUCCCUAUAAAGACACAAUAUGUUACCCUCGUUCCAGGCGGUACCCUUGCAUUACGAGUUGGUCGUUGAACGUGAUACAGUAUAUAUUCUUGCUAAAUACCGAUGUACAGAAGAGAGCCACUGCACGAUUGCCUUAGCAUGUUCUAUCCAGUGAAUAGGAAGGAUUAGGGAAGUCAUCUCCUUUGGCACAAGCGAUUCAAGGCGAGGUGAACAGGGGCAUUUGAGGUUUUAUGCGAAUUAUUCGGGAAAUAAGUGACAUUGCGGGAUGACAAGUAAAUACACCUAAAUCACGUUUGCAGUGUUUGACCAGAGUGUACAGGCUACCGCUUAGGGGCUUUUCACAAGAGUUGACAGGAUGAUCUAUAAACACAACCGUUCAAAGGAUGUUCACCUCAGGUUAACUUCUUAAAGUAUGACAGGAUGGAUGCCUUCACAGCCGGAGCCCUGAAUCCAGUGUCACCAAUUGAAUUCUCAUUAGUUUUACUGACACAGCCAGACGAAGAGGUUUUUGUAAAAACCGCCAUAACGUCACUUCUACAAUGGAUAGAACCUUCACUGCAGAUAAUACAUGUGAAAUCGCCAGUUAGACCUACCGAAAAGCUAUGCCGAUCUGGACUAGAGGUCAGGAAGUCCAUGCAGCAGCAUGGACACAGAGCUGUUGUACCUGCCAUCAGCAUCAUGCUGUUUUUACCGGAGCAUGGAAGUCUCUCAUUUCAUGACAUACGUGAAGUAUUGUCUAAGGCACCAUGGAAGUUUCACCAUAAAAUUGAACUAUCCAGCAGAAGAACCCCAAGCUUCAACAUUGCAAGGCAGGAGUAUUUCUUUCUUAGGGAAGGUCUACCUCUUUGGUCUGUAAACCCCGUGCACCGUGGGAAAGAACACAUAAGAAUAUGCAUAUUUGCUCGCAAUUUUCAGGAAAUGGUGGAGUUCUACAGAUUUGUAACUGAUCGGGAAAUGGAGAGUACGAAGCCUGGUUUCUGUACGUUUGUGCUGUACAGUAGCAGCACUGGUGGGUUGGGUGUACAACUAACAAUAAAGUAUUCCCCAAACAUUUUGCCGCAGACAAUGGAUCCAACGUUUCUCUUUUUCAAGAUAAAGGAUAUUAGAUCUUUACGUCCCAUGUAUCAAAGUAAACUCUUGCGACUGCAAAGCGACACUUACAGACUUACUGAUCCGGAUGGCAACCAUGUUGUUUUGCAAGAAGUACGCGUUAAGCAUUUUCCAAGACCGACAGAAAAGGAGGGCAAAAUGUUAGUAUCAAAGUACAAUGACGCAAACAGCGAAAGUCAAGAUUCUGGAAGAUGGAGUAAUAACGAUACUUACGUUACGACCAAUCAUAACUGUAAAACAGAAUUAUGUGCUUAUGCUGGAAGAAGUUCAGACAUUGAAACCAUAAGUCAAAUAAGUUUUGCCACAACUGGAGCCAUCUGUAACAAUUUCCAGAAAUAUCCACUUCAUGUAACAAACUCAUCAGAGUUCAACGAAGUGUGGUUAUAAGAGGUACCGUUGAAAUAACAGUAUUUACAUUUUGAGAAAUCAUUUAACUUCAUUACCUUGUCUAAUUUCAGAAAUCUAUAUUUCUCUGUGGUUUCCUUCAACAUGAGUUCUUCUUGUUGAGGUUAUCAGUAUCUAUUCCGUAUAACCUCCUCACCCAAAAUGCUUUCUGAAGGCCAUUUUGGUACAGGCUCUAAGAACAGUUACUUUUUUACAUCUACAUUUUGAAGGGG
This is a messenger RNA of Liolophura sinensis, 4519 nucleotides long. Its product is annotated as protein FAM124A-like. NCBI's taxonomy places the organism in Eukaryota, Metazoa, Mollusca, Polyplacophora, Chitonida, Chitonidae. The transcript has a single exon. Bases 3213 to 4289 code for a protein of 358 amino acids. The record is from RefSeq and is a predicted model, not a curated record.